AAACGGCUAUCAGACCACAGAUUGUCCGGGCCUUCUUCCCUUGUCCCUCCGCUGGGUACCUCUUUAUAUUAUAAUAUCUCUAUUUCCUUCAGAGCACUGCUCUUGAUUGCUUCCCUGAAAAACCCCCAUAUAUUGAUUCCUUAGCCGUCAUCAGAUGGAGCAGAAAAACUUUCCACGUGAUUUGUGGGCACCACACUCGUCUUUCUUCCUUACAUCUCCCCCACCUUUACCCUCACUUAUUUCUUUCUUCAUUUAAGUGUUUUCCACUCUCAUACUCUGACUUCCACUCUCUGUGUCUCGUCCUCUCUCGUUUUGUUGUUCGAUUUCUUCAGAUUCUCUGAACGCUAGCUUCUCUUGUUUUGAGGGUUCCCACUAUAGAAUCAAUGGCAGUGCUUAUUCUUCUUCUUUUGCUAGCAGCUUCUGCAGUUGCUGCUGAGGAAGAUGCAUUUAUUGGUGUGAACAUAGGAACAGACCUAUCAGACAUGCCACACCCAACUCAAGUGGUAGCCCUCCUCAAAGCCCAACAAAUCCGACAUGUCCGCCUAUAUAAUGCCGACCGUGCCAUGCUCAUUGCACUUGCAAACACAGGCAUCCGAGUCAUGGUAUCCGUCCCCAAUGAACAGCUUCUUGGAAUUGGCCAAUCAAACUCCACUGCAGCUAACUGGGUCUCCCACAAUGUCGUAGCACAUUACCCAGCCACCAAUAUCACAGCAAUAUCUGUUGGUUCUGAGGUACUAACAGCGAUUCCAAAUGCCGCGACAGUCCUUGUCAGUGCCCUCAAGUUCAUUCAUUCCGCUCUCGUGGCAUCCAACCUCGACCAUCAAAUUAAAGUUUCAACACCUCUCUCUUCCUCUAUUAUCCUUGAUUCAUUCCCUCCUUUCCAAGCCUUCUUUAAUCGCACAUGGAAUCCAGUUUUGGUUCCCAUGUUGAGUUUCUUGCAGUCUACUGGCUCGUUUUUCAUGCUCAACAUUUACCCUUAUUAUGACUAUAUGCAAUCCAAUGGCGUAAUAUCCCUAGAUUAUGCACUUUUCAAGCCUCUCCCUCCAACUAAAGAAGCUAUUGAUGCUAAUACUCUUCUCCAUUACUCUAAUGUCUUUGAUGCAAUGGUUGAUGCAGCAUACUUUGCCAUGGCUUUUCUAAAUUUUACUAACAUUCCUGUCAUAGUGACAGAAUCAGGCUGGCCCUCAAAAGGCGAUUCUAAUGAACCUGAUGCAACAAUAGAAAAUGCCAACUCUUAUAACAGCAAUUUGAUAAGGCAUGUGCUGAACAAAACUGGAACUCCCAAGCACCCUGGAAUUGCUGUUAGUACCUAUAUAUAUGAGCUCUAUAAUGAGGAUAUGAAAAGUGGACCAGUCUCAGAGAAGAGCUGGGGAUUGUUCAAUGCAAAUGGGUCGCCAAUUUACAUCUUACACUUGACAGGAUCGGGAGUGGUGUUAGCAAAUGACACUACGAACCAAACUUACUGUACUGCAAGGGAUGGUGCUGAUCCGAAGAUGCUUCAGGCUGCAUUAGAUUGGGCUUGUGGACCAGGCAAGGUGGAUUGCUCACCUUUGUUGCAGGGAAAACCGUGCUACGAACCAGACAAUGUGCUGGCACAUGCAACUUAUGCUUUUGACACUUACUAUCAUAAGAUGGGGAAGGAUUUGGGGUCAUGUGACUUCAAUGGGGUGGCUGCAAUCACCACCACAAAUCCAAGUCAUGGUUCUUGUAUGUUUCCAGGAAGUGUUGGCAAGGAUAGCUCCCUGGUAAAUAUCACAGCUCCAUCCAUGAAUUCCACAAGUUCGGACUCUUCAGGCUGCAAUAUUUACGGUGCUGGUUUACCAAGUAUCUUCAUCGUUAUCAGAGUUUUAAUAUUGAGUGUUGUAUUCUUGUAAAUGGUGGUAUGGGAUGGAGUCUGUCACUUAAAAGUUUCGAUGUAGAUGGUGAUUGGAGAUCGUUCAGGGAGUGGAUUUUGAUCAAUUCAAUCUUGUACAAAGUAAGCUCUAUGGCCUGGAAUGUAAUGUCCUGCAUCUAUGUUGUUAUUAUUUGCCAGUGAAUUAUGCUUUA
Carya illinoinensis is the source of this 2046-nucleotide messenger RNA. RefSeq names its product glucan endo-1,3-beta-glucosidase 2-like. Gene Ontology annotation, cellular component: plasma membrane. The record is from RefSeq and is a predicted model, not a curated record. NCBI's taxonomy places the organism in Eukaryota, Viridiplantae, Streptophyta, Magnoliopsida, Fagales, Juglandaceae. Gene Ontology annotation, molecular function: hydrolase activity, hydrolyzing O-glycosyl compounds. Bases 384 to 1874 code for a protein of 496 amino acids. The transcript is spliced from 4 exons. Gene Ontology annotation, biological process: carbohydrate metabolic process.